Molecule: messenger RNA, 1364 nt
Organism: Theobroma umbraticum
Lineage: Eukaryota; Viridiplantae; Streptophyta; Magnoliopsida; Malvales; Malvaceae
Source: RefSeq, a predicted model, not a curated record
AUGCCAAGAAAAGAAGGAAAGAUUUCAUUGUCCCUUGAAAAGAAUGAAGAAAUCAUUGAUAAGUUUAAUGGGGUUCAAGUGAAGUGGAGGUUUGCUUCAAAAAAUAUUCCUUCCAAGUAUAUUCAAGGAUCUGAUCCUUACAACCCUGUGGUUAAAUCCGAGAUUCGGUUCUUCGAGCUAAGUUUCCAUAAGAAACAUAAAGAAAUGAUCUUGAACGAAUAUAUGCAGCAUAUAUUGGCCAAAGCAAAAGAAAUGAAGGAGAAAAAGAAGACCUUGAAGUUAUAUACCUUGAAGUACGAGAGGAUGCCUGGAAGGAAAGGGGAUAUGUGGCAGUCAGUGAAUCUUGAUCAUCCGGCUACUUUUCAAACCCUGGCAAUGGAUUCAGAGAUGAAGCAGAAAAUAGUGGAGGAUUUGGAGAGAUUUGUGAAAAGAAAGGAGUACUACAAGAGGGUAGGCAAGGCCUGGAAAAGGGGGUACUUGUUAUUUGGUCCUCCUGGCACAGGGAAGUCAAGCUUGAUUGCUGCCAUGGCCAAUUAUCUUAAUUUUGAUAUUUAUGACUUGGAGUUGACUGAAAUCAGAGGGAAUUCAGAGCUCAGGAAGUUGGUGAUUUCAACUGGGAACAAAUCAAUACUGGUUGUGGAGGAUAUUGAUUGUUCUCUGGAGUUGCAGGAUAGGCUUGCACAAGCCAGGGCUGCGGCAGCACAAAGUUCUCGACAUAUUCAUUUACCUCAGUAUCAGUUGACCCUGUCAGGAUUGCUGAACUUCAUAGAUGGGUUAUGGUCAAGCUGUGGGGAUGAAAGGAUUAUAGUGUUCACUACCAAUCACAAGGACCGGCUUGACCCAGCUUUGCUGCGCCCUGGUCGAAUGGAUAUGCACAUCCACAUGUCCUACUGCACUCCGUGUGGGUUCAAAAUGCUGGCUUCCAAUUACCUCGGGAUUACAGAGCACCCGCUCUUCUUCGAGAUUGAGGAAUUGAUAGAGAGAUCGAAGGUGACCCCUGCAGAAGUAGGUGAGCAGCUGAUGAAAGAAGAGGUGCCUGAAAUUGUGCUACGAGGUUUCAUCGAUUUUCUUGAGGCCAAGCUAGAAGAAGGUCGAGAAGCUGAAGCUGAAGCUAGAAGAGUAGCGCAAGCAGCAGAAGGUGGGAACAAGCCAGAAGACAAACAAGGUAAGAGCAAGAAACAGGAAGAUAGAGGGAACCAACAAACACUAAUGCUUCAGUAAAUCGCUGUAGUUUUCUGGGAGAAGAGGAUUAUGACUCUGAAGAGAUAGAUAAAACUGGCCUAAUAAAUACCAAGUAAUGUCUUGGUUACUUUGUUUUCUGGGAAAUGCAGAAAUAAUGGCAUGAAAUCAUCCUACUAUGCAAA